Messenger RNA from Adelges cooleyi (spruce gall adelgid), 3451 nucleotides. RefSeq lists its product as uncharacterized. The transcript is spliced from 21 exons. NCBI's taxonomy places the organism in Eukaryota, Metazoa, Arthropoda, Insecta, Hemiptera, Adelgidae. The record is from RefSeq and is a predicted model, not a curated record. Gene Ontology annotation, biological process: spermatogenesis. The coding region runs from base 395 to 3007 and encodes 870 amino acids.
AUCCACAUCACAUUCUAAUGGCCAACCAUGUUAAGUAGUCGCAAUUUCGUACUUUCACCGCGUUACUAUUUACUAUUUACUACUUAGUACAUCGGUCGUCGUUGGACAUAGGUGUUUCGUGAUUAUUAGAAAUUUCGAAAUUGUGUUUAAAACAUUCAGCGACUAGACAAGCAUUUUGAUUGCUUAUGUUGGGUUUUAGUGGCUGUAUGUUUUAAUCGCGUUUAAAAAACUGUGGUGAUACAAUUGUUUCGUUGGCGGGUUAUUGAUAAAAGUUCUGCUGUCAGCACGAUAAACUCGAGUAGGUAUGCAAAGUAAUAAUACAUGGAUCUUCGAGACAUUAUAAACACCUCGUAAUUGUAAAAUAAUUAAACAGUAUUACAAAAUCAUUUGAAACAUGGCAGAAUUGGAUUCGGUAAUAAGUGAAAUCAGAGCUUGUGUUAUUUCUAAUGCAGGGAAAAGUCAAAGUGGUAUACCAUUACAACAAAUAGAUAAGGAUUAUUUUGGUCUUGUUGGCCAGCGAAUACCAUAUAGAAAACUUGGAUUUUCAUCAUUGGAAGCAUUAUUUCAAUCAUCAAAUCAGUUUCAUCUAGAACAUCGUGGAGGAACACUUUGGGUUAAUAUGGUUAAUAAUGAUAAAACGCAACAUUUAACAGAUCUUAUCAAGAAACAAAAGUCAAAACCACCUAAAAAGAAGAAAAUGGUUACCCAACCAUUCAAUCAUUUUUCGCCACAGAAUAAACCCAACUAUCAAAAUAGAAACUAUCAAUAUCCUAAAAAUGGGCACAACACAAAUUAUAAGCCGUUGUCUGGAUUUAAUGCCAAAUAUAAUAACACUUAUAAAACUUCACAAUCUUCUUUCAAUAAUAACAAAGUUGGAUAUCAUAAUACCUAUCAACCACGACCACAGGAUGGAGCCAAUUUUAAAAAGAUGCAUCAAAAUUACAAUGGUACAAAAAAUAUUAAUGUAAAUACUAAGCCAGCCAUUCCAUUUUCCAACAAUCGACUUCCUGUAAAUGCCAAUAGCAAUGGACAACUUAAUAAUAAAACAGAUCAAGUACCAUUACCACCACUGACGAGCAGUUGUAGCAGUUUAGAGUCAACAUACAGUACUCAUUCAGUUGGUCAUACAGUUGCAUCUACUGUUCCAAAAUCUCAAGCAAAUACAUUUAGUAGACAACCAAUUGUCGAUAAACCAGAAAAUACGUAUAACCCCAAUCUGCAGAAAAAACCACCGCCAACAUCUGCAACGUUAAUUACUUCAUUAUUGGCAAAACAGAAUUUGGUUGUUAAACCAUCAACUGCUCAAAGUCGACUUCAAAAGUAUCCAAAGAAAUGCGAGGAAACAGCAAACAAAGAUGAUACUAAAGAAAUACCUCAAACAAUUCAAUCAAAUGGUGUUCAGCUUGACAAUUUUACUUCUCAAGCAGUAGGAAACGACAUCAAGGUAAAUAAUACUUUCCAAGCUAAGAGGAUCCAGGCUGCAGAACAAGUUAUUUCAGCAGCCGUGUUGGAUAACAAUGCAGAUUACCCUGUUACUGAUGAUAUCAAUGUGAUGGCAUCACGUGUAAAAGAUUUGUUGAAAUCGGAUAACCAGAAAUCUGGUGUCCCGAGUGAUGACUUAGAACAAAAAUAUCGAGAAAAUUAUAAAGAAAAUUUGUUAGAAAACUGGGUUGAGUAUUUGGCUGUAUUUAAAUAUUUUACAUGUGAAAAUGUAGUUCCCAACAAAAUGGUCAUUUAUUUGGUAAAUGAACAACCUGCGACCAACUUAAGCAAUGGCCAUAAUGGAGAAAUAAACGGAACUCAUCAAAUUUCCAACGAACCAUCAGCAGAUGAGGAUACUACUGAUGUUCCUGGCACGGCCUUAUUCUUAAAUGACUACGAAGAGAAAUCUGUACUUGUCACAGCGAUUUAUAGCUCGUUAUGUGUUUAUGUCCGUUAUGUUGAUGAAGACAUAGAUGAAAGUUUUAUUGAAAUGGAUGCCAAAUUUAAUACUCAAAUGAACUCUAAUUACUGCCUUGUUGAAGAUAUUAUCGAAGGGGAGUUCUACGCUGUACUUUAUGAAUCGUCAUGGCACAGGGUUCAAGCUGCAAGCAUAUCUGAAGUAGAUGUUGAUUGUUAUAUGAUAGAUACUGGAGAAACAUUGACAGUUUCUAAAGAUCAGAUUUGCUUCAUAGAUCCAAUUUUUCUGAAAACUAAAGCACAGGGCAUUCAAUGUGGAUUAACUCAACUAGAGAAUUUCAGUGCAUUUUUUGGCUUAAAAGAUAUAUUGGAUGAGGUGCUAUUAAAUAAAAAGUUUGUCUUAGUACCUGACAACUUGGAAGAUCCAACAUUACCUACAGUAACAUUAUAUGAAACAACUGAUGAUAUGACAAAUGUUAACGAUUUGAUUGUGCAAAAAUUCAUAGAAAAAUCCAUCACCAAACUUCCUUUAUUUGAGGAUAAUGAAGUCGUGAAUGGUACAGUAUCAUCGGUUGUCGCUUCUGGUCAUUUGUAUUUACAAUUGAAUUCAGACGUUGUUGCUUCACUCGAAGAAAUAUUGCCUACAGAUUGUGAUGGAUAUUAUCCUGAAUAUUUUGUAAAAUCUAAAGCUGAAAUUGAUUUGAAAAAAAUUUACUUGGCGAAAUAUGAGUUAGAUAAUAUUUGGAGUCGUGUUCAAGUUACUGAGUUUAUUGAUGAAAAUGAGGUUAACAUCAUAUACAUUGACUAUGGUAAUAAUGGAAAAAGUGAAAUCGCAAAACUACUGGAUUUGGAAAAAUACGAUCCACUUAUGACAAAGAUUCCACCUCAGGCAAUAAAAGUGACAAUGAACUUGUUGCCACCUAGUAUCAUGACCUCAGAAAUAGCGAAUGAAAUUUAUAAAAUGGUAGGUAGUGAAAAAGUGUUGGUGAAUCUAGUUAAUGCACCGGCAAACGAAGUUCCAUGCAUACAACUUUACAAAACACAACCUGAAGAUGAUACCCCUAUUUGCUUGAACAUUAAAUUAGCCAAGAGCAUUAAGAAACAAUAAGACUACUUACCAUGUCAAUGACUACGAGAAUUUAAAAAGAGAAAAAAAAGAUCUAUUUAAUUGUUAGUUUGUUUUGUCGUUUUUGUUGUUAUAUUCCCAAUAUUUAUCUAUGUUAAUAAUAAUUUGGUUUUCUACAAGAUUUGUUUAUUUACCAUAAUUUGGAUUGUUUAAAUGUAAGACUGUCAAACAUUUAUUAGUUAUUUAAUUAUUUUGUACUAUAUUUGGCACUAGUGAAUGCAUGUUGAUCCUAAAAAUCGAUACAUCAUUAACAUUUUCUAUUUAACCUCUCCAAAAAAAAGAGGAAUCAACAAUUUUUUUGAAAGUGAAUGUUGAUUUUGGUAAUAUCCAAUAAAAAUUGUUUUUUCUUAAUUCUUUUGUAAUUAGAAUGUAAUUACUAGUUUUAAUAUUUUGUAAAUAAAAUAAAAUGAAGCCUUUUUGAACUUA